AAAUCAGUCCCAGAGACGGAGAGAGAUUUGUUUCUAGAAAAAUAAAAGAAGAAAUUUUGUAUUUCAAAGUGUUAAAGAUCUUAUCAUUAUAAUAAAAUAUUGUGAAGGGAAUUUAAGCACAAUUCAUUUAAAAAUUACAACUUUUUUUUGUCAAAUGUACCGCGCUACAUUGCAUGACAAAAGUCACUAGAAACCUCUUCAUAUUUCAACCAAGUAUUUAACAAGGACAUUCCAGAUUCAAUACAAACAGUAAAAGGAUAAACUCACAGCUCACAGAGCGAUGUCAUCAUUGGACCUUUUCCAGCGUCACGUCACAGGAGUAUUCUUUAACUUAGGGAAGAAAUUCAGAAAUUUUUGGAGCUACCACUUGCAGGCAACAUGGAUUUCUAUAUCAUCUUCCUUUGGAUAUUCUACACAACAAAUAUAAUUACAAGUUAGCUGUAUGAUAAUUGUUACGAUUUAAAAGAAAAUGAAAGAAAAUUUGUCUAAGCUAAUAUUAGCUGUAUGAGAUUUGACGUGGUAAAGGACCUAAAUAAAAGGCCUUUGUCUAAAUUGUUAGUAGCAUAUCUGUGUGACAUUUAACACAUAAAAGAACUAAAAACAAAACGACGUCUAGAACUAAUUUAGUUGUAUAAAAUUUGAAACGAUAAAAGACGUGAAAAAAAAAACGAAGUGUGUCUAAAUUAUUAUCGGCAAAACACUUCAGAGGGAAAAAAGAAAGAAGUUGAAAUCACCCUCCACAGAAGUCGUUUUUUUUUUAAUUUAGAUUUAAAUUUAAUUAGCAAUGCUCGGUUACACAAACAAGUACUGAAUCCAAUAAAAAGCAGUUUUCAACACAUCAAACCAACUCUUUUAAAAUAUUCGACUACUAUAAUAUCUACAAAAUAGUUUAUAUCAUAGUAAUACCACAACGGAGAGGCUCUUCAGAUGAUCGAUUACAAAAACAAAAUGAACUAAAUGAAAGUAUCGUGACAUUUAUUGAAAGUUGUAACUGUAAUCGUAGUUCUAUCACACAAACACGAUUACACUCUGAAAUGUUAAAAGAACAGAUUUCAGUUCGACGUAGAUAUAUGUAAAGGGAGACAAUUAUCACAUCUACUUCAUAGUUUGCAGUUUUGUAUCAACAUAGUCUUUGGACUGUUUAAAAGAAAUGCUGAUAUUUCCUACAAGUACAAACAAAAGAAACUAAUCAGUUGUGGGACAUUUUAGAAAAGUGUAACUAAUUUAUUCCUGCAAGAUAAAAUUAACUUUUGAGGUCCUCUUUACCCGAGGGAAACGCUUCAGAAAAUAUUCUAUCUUGGAACCACCACCAUGGAGCUUUACAUUCUCUUUCUUUGGAUAUGCUGUCUACCUAAAGUGGCGCCAUUGGAGACUUGCCACUUUCCCGACUUCGUCCAAAGUCCAUCUGAGGACGGGCAGCUCAAGCCGUGGUCAACCAGAGUCUGGUGGCUAUUUAUUCGACAUGUGCCUCAGUCGGCUGAGAAGCAGGACAUUAUAAUCAAGAACGGCCAUUUGACCAGAUUUCGUGAGGUGAAAGACAAAUCCUGUGAGAGGACUUCCCAACGUAUCCAUCACAAGGCCAGGGUCGAGAAGUGCUCCGAGAGACUUCACGUUUUCAACAGGACCUGCAUCAGCGAGGAGCGAGAGAACACCUUCAAGGUCAUCCAGUACAAUGCUGACAGAUCUCACAGAUUUACCUGUAUGAAGUUUGUACGUAGAAGUGAUAACGUUGUACAGGUCUUUGAAGGUCCAUUAAAUGAUUUAAAUGAGAAAAAUUUAUGUGAUGAGUCUGGCCUUCACCUUGACGAGUGGCCAUGGACUGCUCAGAUGAGUAAAGAGCCAAGCUUUUGUGCAGUCAGUGGAGGAUUUAGUUAUCGGACAAUUAAAAGAUUAACUAAUGAGGACUUGUGUGAGGACGAGUGGAGGAGGUCCACGCUGGAGAUUGAGUGCAUGAAAGGAGACGGGAUGGAUUUCAUUGCCCCAGCCAACAGCAACUGUAACCCCUUCCUGAAGAGUGGCGACUGGAAACGUCUGUCCUGUUGGGCAGGUUGGACUCAUGGAGAGUUCAUCUUUAUUAUUGCUUCUGAUCUGGGCAGCGAGCCUCGUUAUUGUCUGCGUUUCCCCCGAGUUCAGACUGGAGAGUUCUCUGUGAUGGUCUACUUUAGCGUUAUUUGUCCUACAGAUCCAGACGGCAAGCCUCCACAUGGGAUAGAGUACUAUGAACUCAAGAUGUUCAGACGAGAGCCCAGUCAAUGUAGGGACGAGGAGGAAAGGAAAUGCAGGGAGGUAAUUACUUCACCUGAAAUGUGUGCUAAAGACACAGUUUUCGCCCCUCACUGUCAGGCAACAUGUGGACGAUGCCCUUCGGCUACUAUCUCCACCAUUAUGGGGCGGCGCUGUUGGCUGGACCCCCAGAUUCAUGGCGAAUGGAAGCUACACGAAAAGACCAGGACCUAUGACGUGAUCGUGGACAGGGAGAAAGCCAUCUUUACACACAUGGGGACAUUCAUGUGUCUGGAGGUGGAGAGCAAGCAUCAGAGAUACAAGAUGGUCUCGCUAUUUGACAAUGGGUGUUCUCAUCGCUACACCUGCAUGGAAUUCAUGCGCCGUAAUAACAAUGUCUUACAGUAUAGAACCAGUCCCAGUGACAGGGCAGAGUUAAAAAUGGAAGAUUUGUGUAACUUUAGAGAUGACCCUAUUCCUCUUUCGGACAUCUUCAGAAGUUUUUACUUUAAAAAUUUAAUCCUGGCCAAGGACCUCUGGCCCCAGUACUGCGGUCUGAACAGCGUCAUCCCUUUCAAUGGCACGGUCAACGGCAGGCCUUGCUCUGGUAACGUGUCGGACUGGGACGACGAGACGUGCUCCACUAGGGGAGUUCUCACUCUCAAGUCAAACACCUGUAAAGAGCUCAUCCUGCCAGCAGGUUUCCAGUGUUUGGCUUUCAUCUACGAUAGCGCAAUACCACUACAACAGAUCUUACUGACCAGAAGUCUAGACGGCAGGAACACGUAUAACUGUUGGAUUCUGACUAAAUAUGUUAGUGGCGUCCACUGGCAACGGCCACUGUUACUACAAAUGCCAACCAUUCAAUGUUCACUCAUUAUGGACGUACAGAUGGACUUCAAAGGCGGCCAUUCGACCAGACUAUAUUUGGACGAUGCUGCCAAAACUAAGCCCUGUAAGCCUGUAGAUGAAUACCGUCACAAUAGUCGCCCAGACAGCAACAGUUCAAAUCUUUCCUACUAUGUCCCCAGCAAACCGGGGGAUGAGCCUGCAGACGACACCCAAGUGGCUCUGCACACCAGUUCCACAAAGACUGUCCUCACGGCCCAGCCCCCGUCAGCCACAGUCUACCACAGCACUGACAUCCCCUACUGGGGUCUCGAGGACGGCGCCUCAGAUCGCCGCAUUAGUGAUACACUUUUUGCGUUCUUUAUGUGUAUAUUUGUGCCGGCUUAUUGGCUUUGUGUUUCGCAAACCACUGGCGUCUGGUGUAUGAGGUGAUCGCCUGCCUCCAUUGUGUAAAUACCUAGCAUCAUUCCAGAAUUUAGAUAUCAUUCAGGUCAAAGCAAGUAGUGAUGGAAAAUCGUCUGCGAGACACAUUGGAGAGCACUCCUUGGAAGUGCCAGAGAAAAUUUGGUGGAAAUGUUAAAAGAUGAAAAUGAAGUUAAAACAUUUAAUCACAACAUUUCAUCACUGUGAUGACAUUACAACAUUCAAAUAUCAACGCUGUUGUGUGUAUAUUUUUUAAAAAGAGACAGAGACAAAAUACAUUUAUGAAGGUUUGUCUAUAUUUCUACAUUGGCUUUGAAUAGUAGAUAAGUGAGGCUCUUGCUGAUCACUUCCAUAUACUAUUGGCCUGCAUAGGCCUAGUACUUCAUUUGUGUCAACAUUAUAGGUCUGUCUACAAAAAAAAAAGACCCUUAUGAACAUGUAAUGCUCAAAACCUUGGCAGUAUGAAAUGUCUAUACAGGCUUUGUGAUUUUAAACAAAAACAAAACAAUCCAAAAACAAUUCAGUAAUUAAAAACACAUGACACACACACAUCGCUCACCGUAAGACAUAUUACACACAUGACACACUGUAGUAAAUAGUCUUAUUAAUAAACACUGCCAAUGACCUGAUUUGGUUGCUAGGCUGGCCUACUGACUUAUGUAAUGUCUAUUAACACAUUCAAGCCAAGGAGAUUAAUGUUAAUUUUAAUAAAGAAAAACAAAUUCAAAGCUUUAUAGUCCUAUACAGAUUUAUGCUUUUAUCAAUGAUUUAAAGUAGGUUAUAGAUAGUGAAUGUGGCUCGAGCAAUAACAUUUUUCAUAUAAAUCAAAGCCUCAGCCACAGUGUAAUGGCAAAAUGCGUUUUAUCAAAACGAGAGGCUUUAAUAGUGGAAAGAGGAAACAGUCUUAACAACACAGCUUACAAACUAGAUCUACAUGUAUUUGAUGUAUUUGUUUUUCGAUGCAUGUAUUUAUAUUAGAAAAAGUGCACAUUGUAUAUGUGAGAACAUGUAAUGGUAAAAGCAAAUGCUGGGACAAAAAAAGAGGUGUAAUGAAUUGUUCUUUGAAAGUGGUUUGUCACAAACAGUUUUUAUGUUAGUGUCCAAGAGCAAUAAGAUGUCUCAUUGUUACGUGUAUAAUUAAUAACUGUUCAUGUUUGUUUUUUUUAAAUAUCUAUUUUGAUAUUUUAUUGCCAGAUGAUUUCAUUAAAUGUCAUGCUGUUAUA
Biomphalaria glabrata is the source of this 4718-nucleotide messenger RNA. RefSeq lists its product as uncharacterized. The transcript is spliced from 18 exons. NCBI's taxonomy places the organism in Eukaryota, Metazoa, Mollusca, Gastropoda, Planorbidae. Bases 1312 to 3504 code for a protein of 730 amino acids. The record is from RefSeq and is a predicted model, not a curated record.